Molecule: messenger RNA, 2313 nt
Organism: Spodoptera littoralis (African cotton leafworm)
Lineage: Eukaryota; Metazoa; Arthropoda; Insecta; Lepidoptera; Noctuidae
Source: the annotation of a GenBank genome assembly
AUGAAUGUCAGAAAGAGUUUGGACGUGAGGCUGAUCGCCUUAUGCACAACCUGCCUCCUGCUGCCCGCCAUCGCCUGCCCCUCACAAUGUAUAUGCAAGUGGAAGAACGGUAAAAGAUACGUCGAGUGCUCAGAAAAAGAUCUCAAAACAAUCCCAAACUCACUUGACCCAGAAACACAAGUAUUAGACUUCACAGGAAACGACUUGCAAGUUUUACAAAAAGAGACCUUUCACAAAUUAAACUUGCUCAAUCUUCAAAAAAUCUACCUACCAAGAUGUAGGUUGCAAAAGAUCGAUAACCACGCGUUCAAAGGUCUCGCGAACCUCGUUGAGUUGGAUCUCUCUAACAAUUACUUGACAGUCAUACCGUCGACCAACUUUGUUUUCUUCCCGUCGCUAAUGAGGCUCUCACUCAACAACAACCCAAUAACGAGCAUAAAAACUCACUGCUUCCAACAUUUAUCGUAUUUGAAUACUUUGGAAAUGAGUGAUUGCAAAAUAGAGACAAUAGAGAGAGACGCUUUUUCCGGACUCAACCACCUGGAGUGGCUGCGACUGAACGGCAACCGACUAUCAAAUAUUCAAGGUGAAAAUUUAUUCCCCGAUACGCUGCGAGGGAUCAACUUGCAAAAUAAUAAUUGGAAUUGUGAUUGCCAUCUCAGGGAUUUACAUAGUUGGUUGUUGAAUUUCAAUAUGCCGCACGCCGUUGAACCAAUUUGCUCCCUCCCUGAACGUUUGAGGAAACGGACGAUCGCGAGCGUCACGGAAAACGAGUUGGCGUGCGUACCGAAAAUGAGCCCUACGUCCGUGUUCUUAGAGACUAACGUCGGUAACAAUAUAACCCUCGAGUGCUUAGUGAAAGCGAUACCCGAAGCGAAAGUAACGUGGUUAUAUCAGGGCCAGAUCAUUCAUAAUUAUUCGAGCAUGUUACCGGACGUUCGCGAUCUGUAUUAUGUGGAGAACGGCGUUACGGAUAAAAAGAGCGAAUUGUACAUAUUCAACAUUGGGAACGACGGGAACGGCACGUACUCAUGCAUCGCAGAGAACCCCGCAGGCAGGUCGCGGGCCAACUACACAAUACGAAUACUUGUGAAGGAGGAGCCCGUUGUGAUAGUGGUCACGUUCCCACAGAGACAUCUCGUAGUCAUAGUCACUGUAGUCUUUCUUAUUAUUAUCCUACUUAUAGCUAUAAUCGCCGUAGUGUUAUUAAAGUUUAAAACAGACACCCGCAGUCGCAAGAAAAAAGAAAGUGGCAAGGAUGUAGCGUUAUGUAAUCAAAUUUUACCUUCGAACCGCGGGAACGGGAUGCCUAAAAAUAAUGGCAGCGUCAUUGUGAACGCGCACUCUCAUCACGCGCUGCACUAUACGGUACAAACGAACCGUGAUUACGACUCAACCGACGUGUAUCAAAGCAAUAACAUGAAAGGCUUUGUCGACAGGAACCCCGACCUAAUUAGCGACGCGGAAACUGUAGCUAACAAUGCGCAAAACGAGAAUACAGUGUUAUCAGUAUACAAAGCGCAAACCGCGGGCGGGGACAGCUUCCAAGAGGAAACCGCAUUCACCGCGCCGACAAUACCCCGGCAGGUCACGUGGCAGGAUCAACAGACCAUCAACAUGCCACAGAACACGAUCAACAACAUGUACCAGCACUCGGCGGAUGUUCACCUGAAUCCAGGAUGCUUCCUCGAUAACGAAGGCUACCCUUACGACUACGGCCUGCCCAAACAUCCCUGCCGACCGCCAAUAAUGUCCAACUAUUCGGUAGUCGGUCCGUUUUAUCAGACGCUGCCACAUAAUCGACCCAAAGGGCAGAAGCUUGUUUGUAAAUUCGCUAAAGAUACAGAAUUUAACGCGCCCACGCCACCCGCUUGUCCCAAUUUCGAGUUGCCGUUUGGGCCAGGAAAUGUGCGGCGUACUUUAGAAGGCUACCCUGUACCGAGGAAUAGGCAGAUCGCGUUUGUAGGCAACGGUACGGUGUAUUACAACGAGGAGUUCGUACCGUCUCCGCCAGAGGGCUACAAGACGGAACCAGUGCAGUGUUGUGCGCCAGCCGAGGCGUGUAGUUCGUGGGUGAACCCGAAGGGUACGUGUGCAGUGAUGGUGCCGAUGAGUGUGGCGGAGGGGCCGGGUCGGUGCUACCAGGUCGAAACCCGGUGCGUGGACACACAGACCACAGACGCUCGGAUGCCCGGCGAGGGCACUGAGAGUGUGCUCAAACCUUUACCGCAAGUGUCUAACGCGAAGUGUGCCGCUGACAUAUGUUCGGAAAGCCCCGAUGAGGGUUACGUCGGUGACGCUAACGAUAUCUGA